CCCCCCCCCGCAUAGAAUCUACGACUGACUCUACUCAACCACCAGCCAACCAGCCUUUUUGAGCCCUUCCCAUAGAACCGAAGUAAGAUGACUCGUGGAAACGCAGAACAGACAAAAGUGCACUUCAAAGGCAAAGAGGACGACUUCGUCAUUUUUGUUGAUAGCUCUAAGGCGGUGCAAGACUGGAAGGCAGAUUCGUCGAUUCCAUUGGCACAGGUAGUGAGCGGGUGGAAGGUGUUUGUUACGCAUAAGCAAGGCACACAAGGCAUCCUCGAUGCGGCGAGCAAUGGAUCGCUAGACUCAGAGUUCGGAACGCACAAUGAGGAUGAGGUUGUUAAGGCGAUUCUAGAGAAGGGAUCCGUGCAGGAGGUUGAGAACAAGGAACGCCAAGGCGACCGCAACAUUAUGAACGGUCCGACAGUCUCACACUAGGCCAGUCUAGGCACUACCUCUGGACAUAUCAAGUCGGUCUCACGACUUACGGAUAGCAUGAGGGGAAAGGCGUCGGAACAAUCCUUCGCUACUGGCCUAAGAUGGCGGCAUGAAUACGUAUUCAUACAUGGAUUGAUUGAAUCAAUUUGACUACCUUUGCUGGAAUGAAAAGCGAGGUUAAGUGGAAUUGUCUAUCCGGCUCCGUAUUUGAAAGAGGAGAAUAAAUGAAAGGAUUUGAUACCUGUUA
Messenger RNA from Lindgomyces ingoldianus, 679 nucleotides. Its product is annotated as putative RNA binding protein. The coding region runs from base 88 to 432 and encodes 114 amino acids. The transcript has 3 exons. NCBI's taxonomy places the organism in Eukaryota, Fungi, Ascomycota, Dothideomycetes, Pleosporales, Lindgomycetaceae. The record is from RefSeq and is a predicted model, not a curated record.